AUGUCCUCCAUCCCCUGUGCGACAACCUACGUGAAGUACCAAGCGCAUGAAGCGAAGUCCGAGGAGAUGGAACAUUCUCGAUGCGCGUCGCUCGUGGCCGAGUACCUGGAGCGCACGGCGCGCCUCGCGCCGCUGUUCCCGCGCCUGCGCCCGCUGCCCGACAACAUACACUGCCGCCUCGCAUACGAAACACCACAGAACCUUGCUCUAGAACUUUCCAAAUCCAUCCUCUACGAGAAUGCCGAUUCCAUAGAUAUCAAAACAUUAAACUCCCAUGAAGAUUCGCUAUGGAACGGCAAGCCUCAACAGUACUUUGAGAGUAUGAACGCUCAAGAUAGUGUGGCGGAUGUUAAAGAUUUUGAGGAUGAUUCUUUGGCU
Molecule: messenger RNA, 378 nt
Organism: Brenthis ino (lesser marbled fritillary)
Lineage: Eukaryota; Metazoa; Arthropoda; Insecta; Lepidoptera; Nymphalidae
Source: the annotation of a GenBank genome assembly